Molecule: messenger RNA, 840 nt
Organism: Lichtheimia ornata
Lineage: Eukaryota; Fungi; Mucoromycota; Mucoromycetes; Mucorales; Lichtheimiaceae
Exons: 1
Coding region: 1-840 (279 amino acids)
Source: RefSeq, a predicted model, not a curated record
AUGACAACUUCAUUGGCACAAAGAACCAAUUGCUAUUUGUAUUGCAUUCGCUCCUUAGUCCUUGCUCUUGCUAUUAUCAUUACAUCCGCCAGCCUCUGCAUUUACAGCACCAAUACCCAAUCCCUUUCUUCUUUAUUCUCCAACCGCUAUCACCAUGCUGCCCCUAUUCAACAAGCCUCAUUUCAUACUGACGACACGACAACAGCAACAACAACAAGCAUCAUGAUCCAAAUGAUUCAAGACCGACGACUUAUUUCCACCCUUGUGGCAGCGCAAGCUUCUAUAUUUUGUCCAUUGUUCUUGUUGGUCAACCAUAAUAACAACAACAAAGCCGCUCAAGCUACUACUACUACUACUAAGGUGGUGCUCAGCAUAGAGCAAUUACUCUGUCAGUUGCUUAUGCCAGCGGGUCUUGCUAUCAGUUGGGUAUUCAGCAUCCUUUUUGAUCUGAAAACUUUGUCAGUCAUCAGCCACGAUAUCCCUUUGGUACCACGACUCUAUCGGUUCUUGUCCCCGCAGACACAAGAUAUGUGCUUGUUCGAUCGGAGUAGUAGUCAAUAUGCCCGACAUCUUUGUGCUAUCGUCAAUGGUGUGCACUAUCUUAAAUAUGCCAUGAUCUUUAUCCUCAUCUUGGACUUUGCAUUGGUGCUCACAGCUGCUUUGGCUGCCUAUUAUGAAAAGGCCAUUCAAGAACCAAAAGAGGGAUCCAUUCGACUUGUUGACGAGCAGGAACAAGCCUAUCAAGUAGUCGUAGUAGCAUCAUCAUCCGAUAAACAACAACAUGAGGGUGAGGAUGAACAACAACGUAUGGCUCUUUUCCAUGCCCAAGCAUUGGUAUAA